CUAGCGGUAGCUUCCUUAGAUACCAGAUCCGAACUGGAGGAGGUUGGUGGUAGCAUCGCUAUUUAAUACCAACACCAAGGCAUUGGUUUUUUUAAAGAUGGAGUACCUUGGUCAAACCCAAACAGCAACCUAUUUGACCGGCCCUCGCCUUGGUCCAUACACUCAGUUACCUACAAUUGGAAAUGUGCAAAGUACUUUCAAGACAACUGAUACCUACCCAGCUCCAUCCCCCAUGAGAAGGUCACUGACAACCUUACCAUGGAGGCCAAGCACAUACUACCAGUCUGGAAAGAUGAAUCCUUCCAUAGCAGUAACAAAAAGUCUAGCAGAACCCAUUUCACAAAGGAGUCAGCUCACUGCAUUAGAUGAUAUGAAGGUCCCACCUGUUUUUGCAGCAGCAAGAAAUGCUCUGUACACACGAUUCACCCCCAAUGACUGGUUGGCUUCUAACCAAAGCAACUAUCUUGCUUCAGAUAGGGUCAGAAGUGGGGCUGAACGUCUUCGUUUGGAUACUGUCCGCUUAUGCAGGGAAACAGAUGACAAAACAAAACGAUCACAAAGUGAGGUUGGAAAACGACUUGGGGAGCGUAUUGGGGACAUCAAUUUUUGGAAGAAUGAGCUCACACAUGAGACAGAUAACCUGAUCACAGAGACCAAUCAGCUUCAAGAGGCAAAGAGAGUUCUGGAGAAGUUUUUAGCAGAGACUGAGAAUCCCUUACAUCUUGCUCAAGAAUGCCUGUACCACAGAGAGAAGAGACAGUCGAUUGAUCUUGUCCAUGAUAAUCCUGAGAAGGCUCUGAUUAAGGAAGUUGAUGUCAUUAAAAGAUGCCAAGAAAAAAUGAGAAACAUGGUUGAUAAAGCUAAUGUUCAACUAAGCUUGAACCGAGCAUCCCAGCAUGAACUUGAGAAAGAUUCAAGUGACAAGUUCAUUGCCGAGCACCUGGACAAUGCUUGCCAUGGCCUGAGGAACACAAGCAGGGGGUUGUCCUACCAUGAUGGUGUACACAGGGUUGAUAACAGCUUAUCUGUGCCAGAAACCUGGGCUAAAUUUAGUAACAACAACAUCCAGAGGUCACAGGCUGAAAGGGCUGCUACCAAGAACAUGAGGAAUGAGAUAGAAUCUGUGAUUAACGCUUGCAACAAUGAAAUGUGGCAAGAGUGGAAUGCUGUCAAUGUGGCAUUAAACCAGCGAGCCCAAGAGACAACUGAUGCCAGAAACAGGAUUCAAACUCACCUGUCCAAAGUGCUGCAAGAAACUUUUGAAAUGGAGAAGAAUAUUGAAUUACUUAAGAAAGCCAUUCAAGACAAAGAGGCACCAAUGCAGGUUGCACAAACCAGGCUGGACACUCGCCUGCGGAGACCUAAUGUGGAGCUUUGUCGGGAUCCUGUGCAACACAGACUUGUGGAGGAAGUCUAUGAGAUCACUGACUCAGUGGAUAGCCUUCAGCACAAGCUAAGGGAGGCCCAGAAUGCUUUGAAUGCUCUGAAUCUCACAAAAGCCACACUUGAACAGGAUCUAAGCAUUAAGAACAACAGCCUGUUCAUUGAUCGUGAAAAGUGUUUGGCCAUGAGGAAGACAUUUCCCAUGGCUCCACGCAUCGUGUCAGUUUAAUGGCUGUUAAACAGAUACGCACUCAUUUUUACAUUUUGACUGUUUUUUAAAUUUAAAAAAAAAUUGGUGUCAUUUUUAAUGUAAAUUUUAAUAGUUUUGCGCAAUUUACAAUAACAUGAGGAGAAAAUGUAAAACUUAAAUGUUUAAAGACAUCUACAUUCAUCUGUGAUAUUUUUGGCAAUUAAAAUUUUUUGUUUUGAUUCCAAAACUUUUUUUUUACAAAAAUUAUGAAAGUGUUAUUUAACAAUGAUAAAAUUUUGCUAAAUUGUUUUGCCAUUUUACUUUAAUAUUUAAAAUCUAUUUUUGUCUGCAUGUGUGGCCUUCAUUGCUGGUUUAUUUCAUGGGAAUAUAUAUAUCUAUUAUUAGCAACCAUAAUAGAAUGUUCUUGUUACUGCUUCUUUUGUUAACAGAAACCAAUAGUUAUCAUUUUUAAAAAUGUUAACAGUAUUAUUUAUACUUUGUACAGUCUAUAUAAUUAAAUUAUUACCUAAAUUUCAGAAGUUAUAUAUGCCAAACUGUACACAUUUUUUAGCUUUUUAUAUAAAGUAAAGCCAAGCAUUAUUUUAAAAAUAUUCGCUUACAUUAUCAUAACACAGGUUAACCAUCUUUUUUUAAAAUCAUAAUUGAAGUUAAUCAGUUGAUUGAAAAAAUUCAAAUUAUUUUUUAAUUAAAUUCUUUUUCUAAUACUUUUCAAACUGGUUUAGGUUGUGUAAGAUAUUUUAUUACUUAAAACUAAGAAGCAUUUUACCAUUAUAGUACACUAGUUCAUGGUUUGAUUCUGCGUUUGGAAUUGUUUUAGAAAAAUCAUUGUAGUUUUAUUUUUUAAAUUCAAUUUUUUUAUUUUUCAAUGGAAAAAAUUUGCUCCUGUACAAUACAUUUGUUAUUUUUUUCCAAGGCUAGUGUAAGCUUUUUUUGCUGGAAGCUUAAAAUAUCAGUAUUACUAUACAUGUUCAUUUCUAUGUCUUUUAAAUACAGCUGUUGUCUACAACUUAUCCUUCUACACAUUUGAUCUUUUUAAUGAAAUUGAAUAAUUAUAACUUAUGCAUUUCUAAAUCACACAUUUUUGCACUGUAGUUUUUUUAAUUUUUGAAAUGUAGCCAUAUGUAAAACAUUUACAGGAUGAAAAUGUUAAUCUUGAGUUUAAAUUUUUAGUGUUCAUCAACUCACUAUAACAGUGGAAAAAUGAUGGAACAAUUACAUCUAUACUAGCAGCUGUAUAGGACGUUCACCCAUGAAGGUGGCUUAGUUUAAUCAUCCAAAAAAAAAAUAAUUCUGACAGCUGAGUCACCUUGCCUGUAAGACUAAACUUGGUUUAGCUCUGUUUAUCAUUGAUGUAGAUGUCUGACAUUAUUUCAGAUGCUUUCAGACACACUUUCGUAUAGUACCAUAACUUUGGAUACUGUUGGAGUUGUGGAUAAAAUUAGAUAUGCUCCGUAUGCUGCCAGACAGCUUCAGAUAAACAUAUAAACAGCCAGGAAAAGCUAAUUAUUUCAGAAAAUUAUUUGUGCUACAUAUCAAAAAAUAUUUGGUCUUUGAAACACAUUUAAAAAAAAAACUAUUAAUUAAAAGAAAUGCACACUUUUUGUUCCAUCAUUUUCAACUAUAAUUAUUGAUCAGUUUAAUUGUAUUUAUUAAUAACACUCUUUUACAGACUUAAAAGCAGUUUCAAAUCUCAAAAGAAAACAUUUUCACGAUUUCAAGAUUGAAAUAAACUUUUUAUAAACAAUAGAAUAUUAUGUUGUAUUUUUUAGAAUGUGAAGGCAGUGUGAUCAAUU
Molecule: messenger RNA, 3387 nt
Organism: Physella acuta
Lineage: Eukaryota; Metazoa; Mollusca; Gastropoda; Physidae
Product: tektin-3
Biological process (GO): cilium movement involved in cell motility; cilium assembly
Cellular component (GO): microtubule cytoskeleton; nucleus
Source: RefSeq, a predicted model, not a curated record